GAGUUAACCCAUGAACAACAAAGACGAAAUAAUACUAAAGCUGACUUGAAUUUGAUGACUAUAGCUUAUAAUAAUGAAGUAAAAGAACGCCGUCGCUGGUGGUUCUCAUAUCGUGAAAAAAAUAGACGGGUUACUAAAUUAAUUCAAGAAAAAUUUGCUAUACAAUUAUUAUUAAAACA
Racocetra fulgida is the source of this 179-nucleotide messenger RNA. The record is from the annotation of a GenBank genome assembly. NCBI's taxonomy places the organism in Eukaryota, Fungi, Glomeromycota, Glomeromycetes, Diversisporales, Gigasporaceae.